Molecule: messenger RNA, 3367 nt
Organism: Xenia sp. Carnegie-2017
Lineage: Eukaryota; Metazoa; Cnidaria; Anthozoa; Malacalcyonacea; Xeniidae
Product: activin receptor type-2A-like
Biological process (GO): cellular response to growth factor stimulus; protein phosphorylation; activin receptor signaling pathway
Cellular component (GO): plasma membrane; activin receptor complex
Molecular function (GO): ATP binding; activin receptor activity; activin binding
Source: RefSeq, a predicted model, not a curated record
AUUUUCUCUUAGCUCUUCCAUAAAGAGAGACGCAACAGACGCGACAAUCUGGCGCUUAGAAGAUGUUGAAUAUAUAUUCUUGCUGCAUUGUGAUCGCUAUACUUUUUCUCUGUCAUAAUGGUAUGAGCGUUAACGCAACUCUAUGUGAAGAGUUUACACUUAACAAAAAUCCACUUACUCAAAUCAAGUGUGAUCGUGGUGGUUGUUUUGCUUUAUGGAAAAAUGUCAGUGGAAAUAUAACAGUACACCACAAAGGUUGCUGGACGAAGGGAAAUGAAAAAAUGCCAGAUAAAUGUCAAGGCAUGUCUCAAUCGUCUAAUUUAAUAUUCUGCGACUGUGGCACCGAUUUUUGUAAUAGAAAUUUAUCUUGGGAUGGAAGAAAAAGAGCUUCCACCAUCACGAACAUUUCUUCCACAGUUGGACAGCCCUCCAAAAGCAAUGAUCAUAUCAUAUACGUCAUUGGCUGUUGUUGUUCUUGCAAUUUUGGUAUUUUGUUCUUUAUUAUUUUCUUGAAAAGACGUGUUCUUAGAAAACCAGAAACAGAAAACAUCAGCAAAGCCAGUGAGAUUGAAACCUUGAUGUCGCCGGAUUUUGCCGACUUACCUCCGAUUGAUCCAAAGGAAGUAUUAUCUCAGGGUCAAUUUUGCACUGUGAGAAAAGGUCGCAUGGGAUACAAAGAUGUCGCUGUCAAAAUCUUUCCCUUUGCCCAAUUCUCCAAACCAACACCAUCGGCUUUGACAGAAGAAGAUAUAUACGUCGUGUGUAAACUUAAUCAUGAAAAUAUUCUUAAAUUUGUUGGAAGACGCGUUCAUGAGGAAGCAAACCAGCAAGAGCUUUGGCUUGUCACAGAAUACAUCGAACAAGGCUCUUUGUCUGAUUUCCUGAAGCGCAACACAAUCAACUGGGAAAACCUGUUUCACAUGGCCAUGGCCUUGGGUAUGGCGUAUUUGCACUCUGAAAUUCCAAAAGUAAAGCCUUCCAUAGCUCAUCGUGAUAUAAAGAGCAAAACAUCCUUUAAAAAUAAUCUUACAUGUUGUAUAUCUGACUUUGGUCUUUCAAUGAAGUUUGAUAACAAAGAUGGACCCGGUGAUACUCACGGUCAGGUUGGAACUCGCAGGUAUAUGGCCCCAGAAGUCCUUGAAGGUGCAAUCAAUUUUUCACGAGAAGCGUUUCUUCGUAUUGAUAUGUAUGCAUUUGCACUUUGCCUUUGGGAGCUACUCACAAGAUGUACCGCAUUGCAAGGAGAUCGAACGCCUGAGUAUAAAUUGCCGUUUGAAGAAGAAGUAGGCAUCCAUCCUACGUUGGAGGAACUUCAAGAUUAUGUCGUUAAUAAAAAAUUACGACCUAGUAUUUCGUAUGAAAUGAAGAACAAAGAUCAAGCUAUUGAUGGCAUGUUAGUCACAAUAGAAGAAUGCUGGGAUCACGAUGCCGACGCUCGUCUUACUGCUGAUUGUGUGGCUGAAAGAAUAAAACAGUACUUCGAAAAUGGAAAACGGCAGGCUAACACUAUUUUUACUGGCAUGCAUAUACAGCUUGAGAAAGAGAACGAACUGUUGGCAUAGUAAAACACAGAUCUUGAUUUUAUAUUAUGAAUAAAGGCCUGUUUCAAACGUUGCAUUUUACAUGAGCUGAGUGCAAUUAACACAAAAGAUGAUGAGGCAUUUUAUCUCAUUUUCUUUUGUCUUUAAAGUGUUCGGCUCAUGUAAAACGCGACGUUUGAAACAGGCUAACUGUUGCGCAGGAAACGCAAUUUUUAUUUCUCUUGCCCUUUAAAUGUUCUUUUAGAACAUUUUUGAUUGGUUUGUUCGACAAUGAACGUUUCUCAAGCUGUCAAUGCUACUGGGUACCAUUUUUUUCAUGAAAAUUUUAUUUAGUUAUUCUCCUAGGUCUAGGCACAGUAUGGAAACAAACAAUAGUCCCACUUCGCUGUACGACGUAGUGCUGCAUAUUUAAUUUGAUUACUGGCUACGGCUGGUCACCUCAGCGUUCCUAUUGGUCAGAACAUGCAAUUGAGGGCCACAAGUUUUUCACACUUGUUGUGUCACGUGUUACCCUCUUUUAAUAAAGUUUAAUCAAUCAAUAAUCAAUCAACUAGCUGCCACUAUGGUAAUCCCAUGCGCAAGAUAUGCCCUACUCAUAAAAAAUUAAGUAGAGUGGGACUACAUUUUAUUUCUAUACUGUGGUCUAGGUGUCAUGUAUAUAGUUAAGGCAAAUCUGCCAAGCAUAGAAAUUUAAGCUUUAUGUGUGUGUGUCAUUCACAUAUGCGCAUAACUGUAUAUGUCAUGAACAAAGUUCGUGAAAACGAAUUCGUACUUCGUAAACCAAAAUGAACAUAGUUUAUCGAGUUUACUAAGUCGUUACAUUUUAACCGGAUAUUUUUUCCCACCAAAACUGAUCUACAAGUCUUUAAUCAUCAUCGCAACUCCGGUGUUGCUUACAGCAUAACAGAACAUCUGGUUUGACUGCAAAAAAAGUCAAAAACUGCUGAUCAACUAAGCUAACUGUUACAGGGAAGUAUAUUGUUUCUUCCCAGAUGAUGUACACAGUAUGUACAUAGUAUGUACAUUUUUAGUUGCAUUACUUAUAAUUAUUUUAGUACCAUAGUCAAUCAAAGCUAUUUCAUAGCAAAUUCUUCGUUACCGAUGAUACAGGUGAUAUACGCAAGCUCUGGUGCAAUCAUUAAAACACAUCCUAGAUUUUAAAAAAAAAUGCAUCUCUUACACAUUGAAAAUGAAUAGAAAAUUGCCAUGAUCGUUUUCUUGUAUUUGUCUACUAUUUUAAGUAAUAUAUCGAUCAUUUAAAGGUUGCUCAUAGCUUGCUGCAAACUUUUGCAUCUGAGGCAAAAAAUUGUGUUUAUUAAUAAGUAAAAUAUCUCUUCGUGGUAUGGACGUAAAUGCCAGAUUAAACGAGAGUUUACAAUGUUAUACUAUUUUACGACUAGUUCAACUUGUGUAGGUGGUACUCAUACCGCUUGACCAUCAAAGCAAUUAAAGAUACCAACGCAAAAUACAAAAAGCAUUUGGAAGGAAAGCUUUGUGAGCCUACGAAAGUUAUUUAAGUUAGCGUUUCCUGUCUAUUCAUGAAGUGAAAAUAGACGUAUACAAUUUGAUCACUUAGCCUAUCAUAUAUUAGUCGAUAAAUCAACUACAAGCUAAUUGAUGGGUAUAUAUCGCAUACGCAAUCGCCAAUAUUUCUCGGGAAUGAUAAAAUGAAUAUGUGAGGGAUUGUUUCUUAAAAUAUAUAAAAUAUUAUAAUUAUUUGUAGAUUAGUCUGUUUUAUUAUAUCAUUACGAAUUUUUGAUGUUUUAACAAAUUUCAUCAUUGUAAUAACUUUUAUGUGUUCAUUGAAUAAAUAUAAAUUACAUGUA